AUUUUUUUUGUUGUUGGUAGGCCAGAGUGGUGCUGGAAACAACUGGGCUAAGGCCACUACACAGAAGGAGCUGAGCUGGUUGACUCAGUUUUGGAUGUGGUUCGGAAAGAGGCGGAGAGCUGUGACUGUCUGCAGGGCUUCCAGCUCACUCACUCCUUGGGUGGAGGCACAGGGUCCGGUAUGGGCACCCUCCUCAUUAGCAAAAUCCGUGAGGAGUAUCCUGACCGUAUCAUGAAUACCUUCAGCGUGGUGCCCUCUCCUAAAGUCUCCGACACAGUGGUUGAGCCCUACAACGCCACACUGUCUGUCCAUCAGUUGGUGGAAAACACAGACGAAACCUACUGCAUUGACAACGAAGCCCUUUACGACAUCUGCUUCCGCACUCUCAAACUCACAACACCCACAUACGGUGACCUCAACCACCUCGUCUCCGCCACCAUGAGCGGCGUCACCACAUGCUUGAGGUUCCCUGGCCAGUUGAACGCAGAUCUCCGUAAACUGGCGGUGAACAUGGUGCCCUUCCCUCGUCUGCACUUCUUCAUGCCCGGCUUCGCUCCUCUGACCAGCAGGGGCAGCCAGCAGUACCGCGCACUGACUGUUCCUGAACUCACCCAGCAGAUGUUCGACGCCAAGAACAUGAUGGCUGCCUGUGACCCCCGUCACGGCCGCUACCUGACCGUUGCUGCCGUCUUCCGUGGCCGCAUGUCCAUGAAGGAGGUGGAUGAGCAGAUGCUCAACGUUCAGAACAAGAACAGCAGCUACUUCGUCGAAUGGAUCCCCAACAACGUCAAGACCGCUGUCUGCGACAUUCCACCUCGUGGGCUCAAAAUGGCCGCCACCUUCAUUGGCAACAGCACUGCCAUCCAGGAGCUGUUCAAGAGAAUCUCCGAGCAGUUCACGGCCAUGUUCAGGCGCAAGGCUUUCCUGCAUUGGUACACCGGAGAGGGCAUGGACGAGAUGGAGUUCACCGAGGCUGAGAGCAACAUGAACGACCUGGUGUCCGAGUACCAGCAGUACCAGGAUGCCACUGCUGAGGAGGAAGGAGAGUUUGAGGAGGAGGGCGAAGAGGAGCUUGCUUAAGAUGACCAUUCUGUUGUGUCUUUUUCCUUUUUCAAGUCUUGUCACAUGGUUUGUUUUUGUUUUUUCUUACUGCAUUUCCUGUCACUUAAAACCUUCAGUUGUACCUUUUUGUGUUAAUGUUAAUAAAACGAAUAUAAGAACCUGA
This is a messenger RNA of Onychostoma macrolepis, 1225 nucleotides long. RefSeq names its product tubulin beta chain. The coding region runs from base 181 to 1080 and encodes 299 amino acids. NCBI's taxonomy places the organism in Eukaryota, Metazoa, Chordata, Actinopteri, Cypriniformes, Cyprinidae. The record is from RefSeq and is a predicted model, not a curated record. Gene Ontology annotation, biological process: microtubule cytoskeleton organization; mitotic cell cycle. Gene Ontology annotation, molecular function: structural constituent of cytoskeleton; GTPase activity; GTP binding. The transcript has a single exon. Gene Ontology annotation, cellular component: cytoplasm; microtubule.